AUGACGGAACGAUUUCUAAAUCUCCAUCGUCGAUUGUCAUUUUUACCAUGCUAUCCAACUAAUAAUAAUAAACAGGAUCAUGGUGAUCCAUUAUUGCCAAAUAUACCACCUCAUGAAAUGACUCGAACAAAAUUAGUUCGUCAAAACUCUGGUACUUACAAGUCAGCAUUCGGUAUUAUCGACAAUGAUCCGACUAUACCAUCAUCUUUACGUGAAAAAUAUCAUAUAUUUUUUGGUGAUUUACUUGAAAGUUUAAUAGUUGAUAUAUCUAUACUGGAUUAUAAUUAUACACGUUUGAAUAAAUAUAGGAGAAUGCUAGCUUAUGAACAAAUACGUAUAUUUAAUCUACGAUCACAUGAAAUUCAACGAAUCGAUGAAAAAGAAUAUCCUAUUGCAUUAGAAUUCUUUUUACAAUUUGAUGCUAUAGGUUUUUGUUAA
Molecule: messenger RNA, 438 nt
Organism: Rotaria sordida
Lineage: Eukaryota; Metazoa; Rotifera; Eurotatoria; Philodinida; Philodinidae
Source: the annotation of a GenBank genome assembly